Messenger RNA from Fusarium verticillioides 7600, 962 nucleotides. RefSeq lists its product as hypothetical. Bases 416 to 883 code for a protein of 155 amino acids. The record is from RefSeq and is a predicted model, not a curated record. NCBI's taxonomy places the organism in Eukaryota, Fungi, Ascomycota, Sordariomycetes, Hypocreales, Nectriaceae. The transcript has a single exon.
CAAGUGAUUCUCUCCGACUACUAUAAACACAAGUCUACAAAUGGAUCUCCUCAUGAUCUUCGCGACGGGACAUAAGGCUUCGAACUGCCUUAUGUCGUUCAUUUCCGCGCAUCUCAAGACUUGAGUUCUACAUGAGCGUUUCCCUUCUCGUUUCUCCAAGUUCGUUAUUUGGCAGUUUAUGCACACACCCUCACCUCACCUCGUCCAUAUACGCUCUUCUCCCUCCUCAUCUUCCUCACUCAUUGUUCUCCACCACGACCAUAUGAUGAGCACGAUCGCUUAAUUCCUCAAAGUGUUAUACUCUUAUAUCAGGCCAUUGUUCCUCGCGUUCAGGCCUGACCAUACAGUCACCAUGCUUGUAGACGAGACAUUCCUGAGCUGCUCUGGCUGAACAGCCUUCGCAUAGAUAGUCAACAUGCCAUGCAGCAGUCAUGUCGGACCUCCCAUAUUACUCGUGAAAUACUCUAUGAGGUAUUUAUUACUUGUCCGGGGCGAUUAUAAAGGCGAAUAUGGAACAGAAAGGCUCAUGCACAACAAGGUUAACCACGUUGAACGCAAACGUCUCGGCAUCGCGCAACACUCAGCGAUAAUGCUACAAUCAUAUGCCGAAGCAGAAGUCACCAAGGCACAAGCAAUUCGGGGCGCAAUCAACGCAUGGGACCGAGACCAGAGGAACAGGGUAGAGGAAUACAACACAAAACUCAUCAUUGCACUCGCUCGAAUGCGAGUCGAUCGAUUCGCUGAGGCAGGGGCUGCUUUAUUGUUGCUAUUUGCUAUUUGUUUUGUUCUUUAUGUUUUCUUGAUCUUAACUCCGACAGGAACUCUAGCAAUAAGCCUGCAAUUUUUACUUCAACGAAUAAAUACUACCUUAAAUCAUCACUAAUAUGAGGCCAGAUAACUUGGCGCCAUCACUACUUAGGACUGAAACGAGAGGGAAAGGGUAGAGGAUUAUAAUACAAAAC